Molecule: messenger RNA, 1412 nt
Organism: Centropristis striata (black sea bass)
Lineage: Eukaryota; Metazoa; Chordata; Actinopteri; Perciformes; Serranidae
Product: ras-responsive element-binding protein 1-like
Exons: 8
Coding region: 1101-1412 (103 amino acids)
Biological process (GO): regulation of transcription by RNA polymerase II
Cellular component (GO): nucleus
Molecular function (GO): DNA-binding transcription activator activity, RNA polymerase II-specific; RNA polymerase II cis-regulatory region sequence-specific DNA binding
Source: RefSeq, a predicted model, not a curated record
GCUGCAGCAGCGGAUGGUUUCUUAUCUUCCAGCAGCUCGAACUCGCCGCGGAACCACAAAAACAAACGUUCGCGUCGCGUUUUGGCGCAACGAGACGCAAAAGGAGCAACUUUUGCUGCGCCGCGGCGCACUUUAGAGCGCGUAAAAGAUGAGGGGUCGCAGGUCGGAGCCGACACCGGGACCACCGGGACACUAAUCCGGUUUCUGUGCGUAAAGACAGAGAUGCUUGGUGGCCACGUCCCCUUGGAGACUGGAGAGACAACACGUGAUGAGCUUUACUUAUCAGGUUUAGAGAGAGAGAGAGAGAGAGAGAGAGAGAGAGAGAGAGAGAGAGAGAGAGAGAGAGAGAGAGAGGGCUGACGGGAGGAAUUAAAAAAGACAUUUAAAAACAUUUCGACGCCUCCUUUCCUUUCCGCUCCGCGACGCUUUUUCCUCUUUUUUAAAAAAAAUUUUUUUCCUCCGGGAGAGGAGAGAGGAAGAGAGGAAGAGAGGAGGAGGUGGAGGAGGCAGGAGGGGGAGGAGGGAGAGGAGGAGGAGGAGGAGGAGGAGAAGCCGGAGUAAAGUUUGUCCAAGUUUGCACAUCCCUUCGGAAACGCCAUUUUGAUUCCUCUCCUCUCCGGAGCAACUUUAGCCUCUCUCUCUCUCUCUCUCUCUUUCUCCCCUUUUCUUUUUUUCCCUCUCCUAUCAUCCCCCCCUCACCCCCCUCUCCUCUUUAUCAUCCACCAUCACCGCCCUUCAUCAUCAUCAUCAUCAUCAUCAUCCUCCUCGCCACGAUGUCUCGGCGCAAGCAGCCCAACCCCAACAAGCUCCAGCACCUGUGAGCAGUGGUUGCAGACACACACACAACAACAACAACAACAACAACAACAAACCCCGCCCCCUCCCGCAUCGCCCCGAGCGACACGAGCGACUAGAGCGAGCGUUGCUUUAGGAAAAAAGGACGGCGGUGAUGGAAACCUGCAGAGAGGAGCAGCGAGGAGCAGAGAAGGAGGAGGAGACGCACAACGACCUCAAAGCGAUCAACGGAGCGACGGAGGACGAGAAGCUCCAGAACGGAGACCGAGGAGGAGGAGGAGGAGGGAGGAGGAGGAGGAGGAGUCAUGGCAGCUGAAGGAGGAGGCGACCUGUCCUCCAUUAACGCCAUGAUGUCAGCGGUGAUGUCAGCAGGGACCAUCAACGGCGGAGGAGACGGCGGCGGGGAGAGCGGAGUGACCUCGGCCAACUCGUCGGCCGGGCCGUCACCGAGCCCCUCCCCCAGCAAGUCACUGACGGCCGCCAUGAGAGCCCCGCCCAGCCGCAACGCACGCCGCACACAGGACACCAAAGACGACAGCUCAGCUUUUAUUUGUCCGCUGUGUGACAAGAACUGUCAGACACAACACCAGCUCACCAUGCACAUCAGACAGCGGUGA